AUGGGCACUGCCGAAUCGUCUCAAUCGUCCGAAAUCGGUGGUAUCGGCGGUUUUAAUGAUCAUUCAUCAUUUCGUAGACAAUCGCCUAAUGUUGCUCGUUUAAUACGUGGUGAAAAUUCACAAAAAAUGGAAUAUGAAUUUCCAAUAUCGGACGUUAAUACAACGAAUUUAGGACAUUAUCAACAUCAUAGUGGUGGAACUAGUAAUCAUAUGAUAUUAAGUGGAAAAACUAAUCGUCAUAUAUCUGAUCAACAAAUAAAUCAUAAUGAUAAUUUUUCAUCAAAUAUAAAAAAUUCUUCAAAUGAAUCAUCAAGUUUAUGGUUAUCAUUAACAAGUUGUUUUGGUUGUCGUAAACGUGAAUCAAAUUCUUCAACAAUGAAUCCAUUACGUGAUAAAGUACAUGCAAUACGUAUUGUUCGAGCAUCAAAUGAUUUAACACCAGCUGUAUUUGAUUCACAUUAUAAUAUAAUAACACUUGAACAAUUACGUGAAUGUGAAAAUAAUGGUAGUGGAAAUCUUAAUGAUACAUCAAAUUCAACAAAUCCAAAUGAUAUUGAAUCAUCACAUAAUAGUAAUGGAUCAAUAUCAUCAACAAAAAAUGAAAAUAGUCGUCGAAUAAGAAAAAAGAAAAAAAAACGUGCAGCUGCAGCUGCUUAUGCAGCUCGAACAAUGACAUCGGAUGAUGAUGAUACAUAUGAACGGACGCAAGAAAGAGGUACAUGA
Messenger RNA from Rotaria sp. Silwood1, 723 nucleotides. Lineage: Eukaryota; Metazoa; Rotifera; Eurotatoria; Philodinida; Philodinidae. The record is from the annotation of a GenBank genome assembly.